Molecule: messenger RNA, 753 nt
Organism: Sclerotinia sclerotiorum 1980 UF-70
Lineage: Eukaryota; Fungi; Ascomycota; Leotiomycetes; Helotiales; Sclerotiniaceae
Exons: 4
Coding region: 1-753 (250 amino acids)
Biological process (GO): carbohydrate metabolic process
Cellular component (GO): extracellular region
Molecular function (GO): cellulose binding
Source: RefSeq, a predicted model, not a curated record
AUGCAUUUCUAUACUCCAUUACGAGUGACUCUGCUCAUAGCAGUAGGAAUGCAGGAGGUGUAUGCACAGCAAUCCGCGUGGGGUCAAUGUGGAGGAACAGGUUGGGCUGGUGCAACUACCUGCGUUUCCGGUUAUCUUCGCUUAUCACUUCAUUCAAAAGACUAUUCCCAAUGUCUUCCUGGCACCGCAUCAUCCUCAACGGGUAUAGCCACGUCCGGCACCGCAACUUCUGGCACCGCAAGUUCCGGCACACCAACCACGACCGUCCCUGCAACCACUACUGGUGCAGCCUCAUACCCAGGAGUGACACUCCAGAGUGGCUACUAUUGGAUUCGUGCUGUUGAAUCUCCAAACUUCCAUUCAUACCUCCAAGCCUCACCGACUGGCAAGCCCGGCAGAGCCCUCCUAGCUGACAGAUCAACUGCCGGUCAAUACCAAAUCGUAUCCGGCCAACUCGUCCAGCUAGUCGCGCCCAAUACUUUCCUCUAUGCAAACGUCCAACCACCUGCAAGUUCCUCUGCCGUUAAAUUAUCCAUGACGUUCAAUACAACUCAAAACACAUUUGGUACAUUUGCGUUUAGUGGAGAUGCCGUAACAUGGAGUGUAGCUAGCAUUAGUCGGCCGAAUUUAAGUGCGUGGUUGGUCUGUGGCGAUCAGGAGUUGUGGAUAAACUUGGGGAAUUAUGCAUAUUUGACGCCAACAGGAUGUGUGGAUGAGACGAUCCACUAUUUCAAUGGAGCGACUGUAGAUUGA